AGCAGCAACUUUACUUUGAGAACCCAGCCGGUUGAUCCUACACAAGGCAGAAUGAAAUCCUUCCUCCUCGCCAUCGCUGCCGUGCAGAUCCUCCACUGCUCAGGAGUGCCAAGCACCAAGGAUGCUCUGAGAGCCUCAGUUGCAAAACUGAAUGAAAUCACUGAGAUCACCAACCUGUGUGCGAUCACCAGGAGAGGUGUAACAAAUACCUAUCGCACGGGUAAACUGUCAUACAACGUGGAUUUAACAUUCUCCGUGAAAGAAACCGUCUGCUCCAAGAAUUCUGUUCGGGAAUUUGAUGAUUCUGGUUGCACCUUCCGCCCUAAAAAGAUUGCUGAGAAAGGGUUUUGUAAAAGCCGAGUGGAAUAUUUUGCUGAUAAAGUGGCUGACGUUGAUGUGGAGUGUGAAGGUCUGAAGACCAUUGACAGCGAGAGUGACUCAUCAGAGUCAAGUGAAACCAGUAUUGAGGUAAAAAGCAAGUCAGACGAAAUAUCACUGGAAGAUUCUUCAAAUGAUAACACCAAAUCAACAGAGACAUCGCACGAGCAUUCAGAUCAGGUAAAAUACAAGUCAAAAGAGACAUCAAUUGAGGAGUAUUCCAAUGAAAGUUCCAAUAUGAAAAGCAAGUCAACAGAAUUAUCUCUGGAGGAGCCUUCAAACGAACAGAAUGAGGACUCAAGAGGGAGACACUAACCAUGAAUGAAACUCCUGAGAACCUGAACUCAGUGUGAACACAAGAAGACCUCAUUCAGAAUAAACAAGACACUGUCACCUGUAUUAUACUUGCUCUUAAACAAGGACAGGGGCCUGGAGCUCCUGAUUGUACAUAUCACUAUAACUGGGAGAUUCUACUGUUUGUAAAUGUUAUGUUCAUUUCUGUAUAUUAUUGUGUAAUACAUUGUGGACCUAAAUAAAAUUAUUAUGAAAUAUUCAC
This is a messenger RNA of Leucoraja erinaceus (little skate), 934 nucleotides long. Its product is annotated as secreted phosphoprotein 24-like. Gene Ontology annotation, biological process: bone remodeling. Lineage: Eukaryota; Metazoa; Chordata; Chondrichthyes; Rajiformes; Rajidae. Gene Ontology annotation, cellular component: extracellular region. The transcript has 9 exons. The coding region runs from base 52 to 693 and encodes 213 amino acids. The record is from RefSeq and is a predicted model, not a curated record.